GGGGUGGGAGUUAGGCAGGAGGUGCAGGCGGACACAGCCCUUUCUCCUCCUGGGCUGACCCAGCUGUCUGCCGGCCUUGCCUCAGGUUAGGGCCCCCUUGCCCAGCCCGGCAGCGUGGGGCUGAUCUGCCCACCUCAGGAGAGGGCCCUGCUACUCAGAGGACGCAGCAGACGGACUCAUGGGCUCCGUGAGAAAAAUGAGCAGCUCCUUCAGGAGGAGCUCGCUCAAGAGCUCCACGUCAGGCUCCCAGAAGGGCCAGAAAUCUUGGAUAGAGAAAACCUUUUGCAAACGGGAAUGUAUCUUUGUAAUCCCCAGCAUGAAAGAUCCUAACAGGUGUUGCUGUGGCCAGCUCGCCAACCAGCAUAUUCCCCCUCUUCCAACUGCAACACCCAGCAAAAAUGGAGAGGAGAACAAGCAGGUGGAAACCCAGCCUGAAAAAUGGUCUGUCAGCAGACACACCCAGAGCUACCCAACCGACACCUAUGGGAUUCUUGAAUUCCAGGGUGGUGGAUAUUCUAAUAAAGCCAUGUAUAUUCGUGUAUCUUACGACACUAAGCCAGACUCCCUGCUUCAUCUCAUGGUGAAAGACUGGCAGCUGGAACUCCCCAAGCUCUUAAUAUCAGUGCACGGAGGCCUCCAGAAUUUUGAGAUGCAGCCCAAGCUGAAGCAGGUGUUUGGGAAAGGUCUGAUCAAGGCUGCCAUGACCACGGGGGCCUGGAUCUUUACAGGAGGCGUCAGCACCGGAGUCAUCAGCCACGUGGGGGACGCCCUGAAGGACCACUCCUCCAAGUCCAGAGGCCGAGUCUGUGCUAUAGGAAUCGCCCCAUGGGGCAUGGUGGAAAAUAAAGAAGACCUCAUUGGCAAGGACGUGACAAGGGUGUACCAGACCAUGUCUAACCCUCUGAGUAAGCUGUCUGUGCUCAACAACUCACACACACACUUCAUCCUGGCCGACAAUGGGACCACGGGCAAGUACGGAGCAGAGGUGAAGCUGCGGAGACAGCUGGAAAAGCACAUCUCUCUGCAGAAGAUCAACACAAGACUAGGGCAGGGCGUGCCUGUCGUGGGGCUCGUGGUGGAAGGGGGGCCUAACGUGAUGUCUGUGGUCUUGGAAUACCUCCGGGAAGACCCUCCUGUCCCCGUGGUCAUUUGUGACGGAAGUGGACGAGCCUCGGAUAUCCUGUCCUUUGCACACAAGUACUGUGAAGAAGGAGGGAUAAUAAACGAGUCCCUCAGGGAUCAGCUUCUAGUUACCAUUCAGAAAACGUUUAAUUACAGCAAAACACAAUCACAACAGCUGUUUGCAAUUACAAUGGAGUGCAUGAAGAAGAAAGAACUUGUCACUGUGUUUAGAAUGGGCUCUGAGGGUCAGCAAGAUGUUGAGAUGGCAAUUUUAACAGCCCUGUUGAAAGGAACCAAUGCAUCAGCUCCGGAUCAACUGAGCUUGGCCCUGGCCUGGAACCGCGUUGACAUUGCGCGAAGCCAGAUCUUUGUCUUUGGGCCUCACUGGCCGCCCCUGGGAAGCCUGGCCCCUCCUGUGGAUAACAAAAUCGCAGAGAAGGACAAGAAGCCACCCACAGCCACCACCAAGGGGCGAGGAAAGGGGAAAGGCAAGAAGAAAGGGAAAGUGAAAGAGGAAGUGGAGGAGGAGACUGACCCGCGGAAGCUCGAGUUGCUAAACUGGGUGAAUGCUUUGGAGCAAGCAAUGCUGGAUGCUUUAGUCUUAGAUCGCGUUGACUUUGUGAAGCUCCUGAUUGAAAACGGAGUGAACAUGCAACACUUUCUUACCAUUCCAAGACUGGAGGAGCUUUACAACACGAGACUGGGUCCAUCAAACACACUCCAUCUGCUGGUGAGGGAUGUGAAGAAGAGUAACCUUCCGCCUGACUACCACAUCAGCCUCAUAGACAUAGGGCUCGUGCUGGAAUACCUCAUGGGGGGAGCCUACCGCUGCAACUACACCCGGAAAAGUUUUCGGACCCUUUACAACAACUUGUUUGGACCUAAGAGGCCCAAAGCUCUUAAACUUCUAGGAAUGGAAGACGAUGAGCCUCCAGUCAAAGGGAAGAAAAAGAAAAAGAAGAAAAAGGAGGAAGAGGUUGACGUCGACGUGGAUGACCCUGCGGUGAGCCGGUUCCAGUACCCCUUCCACGAGCUGAUGGUGUGGGCUGUGCUGAUGAAGCGCCAGAAAAUGGCCGUCUUCCUGUGGCAGCGUGGGGAGGAGAGCAUGGCCAAGGCCUUGGUGGCCUGCAAGCUCUACAAGGCCAUGGCCCACGAGUCCUCUGAGAGCGAGCUGGUGGAUGACAUCUCCCAAGACCUGGACAAUAAUUCCAAAGACUUUGGCCAGCUUGCCGUGGAGCUGUUAGAUCAGUCCUACAAGCAUGAUGAGCAGAUAGCCAUGAAGCUACUGACCUAUGAGCUGAAAAACUGGAGCAACUCCACCUGCCUCAAACUGGCAGUGGCAGCCAAACAUCGGGACUUCAUCGCUCACACGUGCAGCCAGAUGCUACUAACGGACAUGUGGAUGGGAAGGCUUCGCAUGAGGAAAAACCCUGGCCUGAAGGUUAUCAUGGGGAUUCUUCUUCCACCCACUAUUUUGUUUUUGGAAUUUCGCACAUAUGAUGAUUUUUCAUACCAAACAUCAAAGGAAAAUGAAGACGGCAAAGAAAAAGAAGACGAAAAUACGGAUGCAAAUGCAGAUGCUAACUCAAGAAAGGGGGAUGAGGAGAAUGAGCACAAAAAGCAGAGAAGUAUUCCCAUUGGAACAAAGAUCUGUGAAUUCUAUAAUGCGCCCAUUGUCAAGUUCUGGUUCUACACAAUAUCAUACCUGGGCUACCUCCUGCUAUUUAACUACGUCAUCCUGGUGCGGAUGGACGGCUGGCCCUCUCCCCAGGAGUGGAUCGUCAUCUCCUACAUUGUGAGCCUGGCGCUGGAGAAGAUACGCGAGAUCCUCAUGUCAGAACCAGGCAAACUCAGCCAAAAAAUAAAAGUUUGGCUUCAGGAGUAUUGGAACAUCACUGACCUCGUGGCCAUUUCCAUGUUCAUGAUCGGAGCCAUCCUGCGCCUACAGAACCAGCCGUACAUGGGCUACGGCCGGGUCAUCUACUGUGUGGACAUCAUCCUCUGGUACAUUCGUGUCUUGGAUAUCUUUGGUGUCAACAAGUACCUGGGACCCUAUGUGAUGAUGAUUGGAAAGAUGAUGAUUGACAUGCUGUACUUCGUGGUCAUCAUGCUGGUUGUGCUGAUGAGUUUCGGAGUAGCCCGUCAGGCCAUUUUGCACCCAGAGGAGAAGCCUUCCUGGAAACUGGCACGAAACAUCUUCUACAUGCCCUACUGGAUGAUCUACGGAGAGGUGUUUGCAGACCAGAUAGACCGUAAGAAUAGAAUUCAUAUGUACGCCAUGGAAAUUAAUCCCCCUUGUGGCGAAAACCUCUAUGACGAGGAAGGCAAGCGGCUCCCGCCCUGCAUCCCUGGCGCCUGGCUCACGCCUGCUCUCAUGGCCUGCUAUCUGCUCGUAGCCAACAUCCUGCUGGUCAACCUGCUGAUUGCUGUAUUCAACAAUACCUUCUUUGAAGUAAAAUCAAUAUCCAACCAAGUGUGGAAGUUCCAGCGGUAUCAACUGAUUAUGACAUUCCAUGACAGGCCUGUUCUGCCCCCUCCGAUGAUCAUUUUAAGCCAUAUCUAUAUAAUCAUUAUGCGUCUCAGUGGUCGCUGCAGGACAAAAAGAGAAGGGGACCAAGAAGAACGGGAUCGUGGCUUGAAGCUGUUCCUCAGCGAAGAGGAGCUGAAGAGGCUGCACGAGUUCGAGGAGCAGUGCGUGCAGGAGUACUUCCGAGAGAAGGAGGACGAGCAGCAGUCGUCCAGCGACGAGCGCAUCAGGGUCACUUGUGAGAGUCACAGGAGUCACGGCUGCUUGAAAGAUGAGAAUGGAACGGGAUGAAGAACUGAACAUUUAACAGCUCUGUGAAUGAUACUCUUCUUGUUCCUCAUCUCACUUGGAGAACCACUUCAGAGAUAGAUGCAGACAUCAUGCAGAUAGGAAUUUUUAAAAACCAUCUUAAUUAAUAACAAAAGCUGCGGUAGAGACUGUGGCUCAGGUCAUCAGGUCACAUCACUGAGUCAUGGGCAGCAUUGUCACUGCAGCCGUGCUCCCCAAAGGGGUCAGCUUCCCCACUAAACUUACUGCACGACCCUGACAAUGUGGUCGCCGUGGUCUCGGCAGCAGCCAAACUUCAAAGAGAAAAAGACGAGCAUGUUGGGGGCCUGGCCCCUGAACUCCAAAAGAAUAAACAGUCCUCUUCAAGGGAAAUAAAGGGGGCUGGGGAUGUAGCUCAGUGGCAUAGCGCCUGCCUGGCAAGUGCAAGGUCCUGAGUUUGAGGUCCAGUACAAGAAGAAGAAGUAGGAGAAGGAGGAGGAGGAGAAGGAGGAGAAGGAAAAGAAAAUAAGGAGGAGAAGGAGGAGAAGAGGAGGAGGAAGAGGAGAAGGAGAAGGGGAAGAAGAGGAAGAAAAGUACAGCAAGUUUACUUUUAAAGUAAAUCUACCAAGAAGAGCAUAACCAAGGGACUGUUUGGCAGGAAUACUGACCCCACUGCAACUAGGCAAUAUGACUUUGUAUUGGGCCAUGCCACUGUGGCUCCCAGGGCCAUCAACAGUGACACCCUACAGUUCAAAGGCAAGGACUAAAAAGGAGCCCCAUAUGAGGCAGGGAGAGGAAAAGGCCUGUGCUCCUAACGCCAGGUCAGUGGAGAGAUCGCAAAGGUGCCCACGCUUUCAGACAGCGGCAGAAACACAUCGCACUGCUCCCAGGCAUCAUUUACCCUUGCCAGCUCUGGAGUUCUGGGAGCCAUGUGCUUCAGGCUUAGGGACCGGCACUAUUAGGUUGGAAGUAAGGGAGAGAGAGCAUAGGAUUCUAUUAAAGCCUUUGCUCAGUGGCUGAUCAUAGAAGCUUCCCUGAAUGGAACACAAACAUUGCCAGAAAAAGCCAAUGAUUUAGAUUUUCAGUUCUAGAAACCCAGGAAACCUGGGGUCUCGCCAUGUGUGGGUGUGUAUAAAUGACGCAGCAUAGAGCUAUAAUCCCAGACAGUUUAAUAUUCUUUCAGCCACUAUUCAGUGUGUUUACUGCAAAGAAUGAGAAAGUCAGAAGAUUUAAGACUUGAAUUUUGUUGUUCCAUUAUUAGUCUUUGUUCAGUCUUUCACGUGUAAAAACUUUGUAAGUCAGCACAAGUUUCUAUCCUGGGUGUUCCCCCUGUAAUUACUGCACGACCCUGACAAUUUAAAAGGCAGCCUGUGUAAGGAAGUAAAUGGAAAUUAAAAUAGCUAGAUGUCAAAUUCAAAGUGGAUUAGACAACUUUAUGAUCUGGAAUGAAAUUACAGGGUAGGAACAGUCUUAGAACUUGUGGAAUACCGUUGGAUCUUGAAACAUGGGUUUCUUCCUGCAUGAACUGGACCCAGCUCUAGUAACAUCAUGUUUUCAUGUGAACAUUUAACUCUAUCAUUAAGGAAAUGUUCUCAUAUAAUUUAUGAGAUGCCUUGCAGGUGAAAGGUGAUUGUUGCACACAAAAAGAUGGUUUCACAUAAAGCAAGGUUUAAUAACUGGCUUAGGACAGACUUCCACAUAUCUAAGUCCCAUCCUUAUGAAGGAUGGAGCUUUCUUACCAUGAAAGCAUAAGUUUUUACCUUGCAUUUAAUAACUGAGAGUCUCUACAAAGCCCAGGCAAUCUCUUAUUAGUUACUAGAAAAGUGGCACACAUAGUACACAUAGUCCAUGUUGCUGUGUCUAUUAUUAUUUCAAUUACAUGAAAAGUGUUAUUUGUAGUUCUUCUAAUGGAAAAUGUAUUUUUGUUAAGCUAGUUUAAGGUUUAGAGACAUCAUACCCCUAGUAUGUAUGUCAAAAUGUAUAGAUUUGUAAUGAUAUAUUAUUUCACACAGUUGUGUCAUUUGAUGAUGGCAUCACAUUUACUUAUACAAUUUCAAUUAAUUUUUAUGCUGUACUGCAAGUAUGAUUAUCAUUGUUUGUAAAGGACACAUGGUGACAUACAUGUGACAAAGAGAAACUGCAAGAGUAACUCCAUCUUUAACUAGAGAAUAGGCCCAUCUCACAGGAAACCUGUAGUUGACAACACGCUUAAUCAGAAACAGGUUUGAUUUUUCCUUCAGAUAAAAACAACCAGACAAAAAAGUCAAGGUACCUGACGUCCAUUUUUAAUAUGGUACCAUUAUCUUACACAUCCUUAAUUUUAUUUGUGGGGAUCAUUUUUUAUUUUAUGGAAAAAAUAAGACAAAAGUUCAUAACAAAAUAACAGGAGAACAGCAAUCGUUAAUAUCUCGCAUAUUGUUAUCUUCAAAGUACUUACUUAGAGCACAAGAGAGAUGCAUAAAAAUUCUCCAGACAAUAUUAGCACAAACCUUUCUUUUUAAUGAACUAAGAGAAAGCAGCAAUAUAACCAUCUUCUGUUUUUUCACUUUUUCCUUCCUUCCAUUUCUCCUUCCCCUGCCUAGUUCCUCUUUCCUUUUGAACAAUUUCUUCCCAUCCACUCUAUCUGUUGUAUUUGGUCUGUAUUUACUCUUUCAGUUCCUCAUACCAGGAGACAAUGCAGUGUUUACACAUGUAAGUCUGAUUUAUUUCACUUAUGAAUAUGGUCUCAGGUUGCAUCCAUUCAUGUAUAAAUGUCUCAAGUCAUUACAAUUGAGCAGUACUCCAUUGUAUAAAAGACCAUAUCUUUUUAUCCGUUCCUCAGCUGAUAGGCAUUUGGGCUGUUUCUGAGAUAUAGCUGUUAGAAACCAGCUGCUAUAAACAUGAACAUACGUACAGCACUGUGGUACGAUGUUGUUAAUUCUCCCAAGAAGAUACCCAGAAGGGGAAUAGCUGGGUCAAGUGGAACCUCUAUUCCUAGUUUUUAAGAAAUUCUUGCACUGAUUUCCACAGUGGUUUCAUUCCCCCCAACAGUAGAGAAGAGUUCCUUUCUCCCACAGCCCUAUCAGCAUUUGUUAUUGGUCAUUUUCUUGAUGACAGCCAUUCUUUCCAGGGAGAGAUGAAAUCUCAGUGUUAUUUCAAUUUGAAUCUCUUGAAUGAUUAAAUAUGUCUUUCACAUAUUUAUUUGCUGUUUGUAUUUCUCCAUCUGAGAAGUACAUAUUCACUUCAGAUGUCCAUUCUUGGAAUGGAUCUUUGAAGUUUGGAGAGUCUGAUUUUUUUUCAGUUCUUUAUAUGUUCUAGAUAUUAGUCCUUUGUCCAAGGGACAACUGGCUAAAAUUUUUUCCCAUUGUAUGGGUUGUCUUUUCACUCUGUUGGUGAUUUCUUUUACUGUUACAUGUUCGUAGUUUAAGAAAUACACACACACACACACACACACACACACACACACACACACACACACAGUUUGAAACCGAUGAGGGCAUUAGAGAGUAUCUUUCUAACAGAGAAGCCCAAAGACCACCUCUACAAGUCUCUGAACCCAAGAGAGAAAUCUAAAGGAGUUAGGGGACACAGCGAUUAUUAAUCAAGACUGUUGAAUGAAAUAAAUGGGGCUCCAUGCUCCUUUCUAGGAGUCCACUGGAAGCAGUUAAGGGCAGGGCAAAGAGUGCCAUAAAUCAAGUGGACUUUGAAAUUGUACUCCAAGACAGGGAAUGAUUAACAUGGGCCCAAAUAGCUUAUGGAUUCUGUUUGUUUAUAGUUGCCUUCCACCUAAAAGACUGGUGAAGGCCAGCACUCAGUGACUGUUCUGCAGCCCUGCCAGCGGGAAGUCAUGCAUCUGGGCUUUAGAGAAUGGUCUCCGUGCCCUGCUCUAAAGUAUUCUUGAAUGGAAGGGUUUUUUUUUUUUUUUUUUUCUGUGAAAUAAGUGCUUCCUAGCUUGUGAAAUGGAAAACUAACGGAAGGUCAGGUGUGGUGGUGCGACCUGUAGCCCCGGCACUUGGGAGGCUGAGGUAGGAGGACCAUGGAGAGUUUAAGGUCAACCUAAACUACAUAGUGAGAUCCUGUCUCCCAAAAAAAAAGUAGGAAAAGAAAGAGAAAACCAGUGGAGCUAUCUCAUGUGAUCUACAAGGAAAGUCAAAUACAAAAAUGGGUACAGAAACCAUUGGAGGAAAGUGGCCAGCUGUAGAUCUAAUAAGAAAUCAGUGUUGCCAUAUAUAAGAAAGCAUACUUUGCAUGUCAAAAGUACUAAUCACCCAAAAAUUCUGUCCUUUUAACUGAAUACUGGCCUCCCUAGAAAAAUGGUUAUGAGUUAUGUGACCAAGUGAUUUGAAGUAACAGAAAGUAUUAGCAUAUUUUGUAAAAUAAAUAUUUCAAGAUGUCGAAA
Molecule: messenger RNA, 8294 nt
Organism: Cavia porcellus (domestic guinea pig)
Lineage: Eukaryota; Metazoa; Chordata; Mammalia; Rodentia; Caviidae
Gene: Trpm1
Product: transient receptor potential cation channel subfamily M member 1
Exons: 27
Coding region: 179-3940 (1253 amino acids)
Biological process (GO): monoatomic cation transmembrane transport; metal ion transport; protein tetramerization
Cellular component (GO): plasma membrane
Molecular function (GO): calcium channel activity
Source: RefSeq, a predicted model, not a curated record